AACGACAGGGUGACAGCAUUGCGGCGGCGGCGGCGACGACGACGACGACGUAACCACCACGGCCAGUGUACCGUUACUCGCUCGCAAGUUACACAAUUCACACAGUAACCCCGUGGCCUACCAUACCGCAAACGUUGUUCCCGUCCGCGUACGUUUUUUUACCCGUCGUCGGCGCUAACGGGCACGAUCGCCCGCCGUUACGUGUUCGGCCUUUUCGGGAAACAUCGCGUAUUCUCGCGCUGCCAUGAGCCCGUCACGACCAGAGAGCCACCGCCGUGCUUGUCGCGUCCGUCCGUCUUGGCGCCCGUGAACCGAGCGAUGUUCGAUUUAGAUAUUGGCAAAAUGGGCGAUCAUGUACAGAAAUAUGUCAACGACAAUGACAUGAACCUCAAGAAUUCGUUUUGGAAAAAGAACAUAAGAAAUCUUCCUGGAAGGGCGAGUCCUAAGAAAGAAAGCAAAUCUGUUUCUUCUUCAGCUUCGACUUCAUUUGAUGAUUUCCAAGAAAGUGUUAGUGAUGCAUGGGAAAUCGAAGCCGAGGAUGAAAUUCUACGUAUAUCAGACGUGAAAAUUUCAAAGCGUGUGGCCCAUUCUGCUGCUGUCAAUGUAAUUAAUAAUCAUAAGGCUUCGAUUGAGGAAAUUCAUAAAUCAAAAAACUACUCAAACUCUGAUCGAGAAUCUAGUUCACAAACUAAUAAAGAAUCUCGACACACAGAAAAUAGAAUAAAUUUUUCCAAUUCUGAAGUUGAUGCUAACAAACUAACAAAAUUCCAAGUGUUACUUGAAAGUAACUUAUUACAGUUAGAAGAUUUGAAGAAACUUAGCUGGUCUGGUGUACCCGUAGAAGUACGCCCAAUGACGUGGAGAUUAUUAGCAGGUUAUUUGCCAACUAGCGCUGAACGCAGACAACAAGCUCUUGAUCGAAAGCGUAUUGACUAUGCAAAUCUUGUCAAACAAUAUUAUGAUACAGAUAAAGAUGAAGUGUAUAAAGACACUUAUAGACAGAUUCAUAUUGAUAUUCCACGUAUGAGUACUCCUCUUUUCCAACAAACAACUGUGCAAGAAAUGUUUGAAAGAAUCUUAUUCAUCUGGGCGAUCAGACAUCCUGCGUCUGGUUAUGUUCAAGGCAUGAAUGAUUUAGUUACACCUUUUUAUGUUGUCUUUUUACAGGAAUAUCUCCCUAUAGGUACAAAUAUUGAAACACUUGAUGUAAGCUCAAUAUCAAAGAAAAAUCGAGACUCUUUAGAAGCUGAUUCAUUUUGGUGUUUGUCUAAGUUUUUAGAUGGUAUUCAAGACAAUUAUAUUUUUGCCCAGCUUGGAAUUCAGUAUAAAGUUAAUCAGUUAAAAGAACUUAUUCAAAGGAUCGAUGGUACAUUACAUGGACAUUUAAUGAAACACGGAAUCGACUACUUACAAUUUUCAUUUAGAUGGAUGAACAAUUUAUUAACAAGAGAAUUACCAUUGAGGUGUUCAAUAAGGUUAUGGGAUACAUACCUAGCAGAGUCUGAUUGUUUUGCUACUUUUCAGCUUUAUGUAUGUGCUGCAUUUUUGUUGCAUUGGCGACAAGAAUUACUAGAAGAAAAAGAUUUCCAGGGUCUUAUGAUAAUGUUACAAAAUUUGCAAACUCAAAAUUGGACAGACACUGAUAUCAGUUUAUUAGUGGCUGAAGCUUUUCGAUUGAAGUUUACAUUUGCAGAUGCUCCAAAUCAUUUGACUACAAAAAGGUGAUAAUUUUUCUGUUAUAUUGGUGCCUCAUCUUUAUAUAUAUUAUACAUAUACCGCAAACCGUAUUUAUUUUUUAUUAGUUAAGAUAAUUAUGAUUUAUUAUUAUUGAUUAUUCUGCCGUUUUCAUUGUUUAUUUUAAUUUUAAAUAAAUUGAAAUUCAUAAUUUAUACAUUUUACACUAUUAAGUUUACUGUAUAUAUUAUAUUGAUUAAUGUCUAAGUUAUUUAGUUUAUUUUUGUUUAAUAUUUGUAUUGUUAUUGUGCUCCCAAUACAGGGUGAAUUGAUGUUUAUUGUCAUUAGUGUGAAAAUUCUAUAUAUUUAUUUUUAUUAUUUCAAUUAUUUUAUUAAAA
Rhopalosiphum maidis (corn leaf aphid) is the source of this 2072-nucleotide messenger RNA. RefSeq names its product TBC1 domain family member 22A (gene Tbc1d22). The transcript has 11 exons. NCBI's taxonomy places the organism in Eukaryota, Metazoa, Arthropoda, Insecta, Hemiptera, Aphididae. The record is from RefSeq and is a predicted model, not a curated record. Bases 319 to 1725 code for a protein of 468 amino acids. Gene Ontology annotation, molecular function: GTPase activator activity. Gene Ontology annotation, biological process: activation of GTPase activity.